AUGGAGAGCGAUCGUCUGGACCAACUCCUGGAGUUCUGGGGCCGUGAGCAAAGAGACACCAUCCUGAGGUGCCUCCGGCGAGUCGCAGAGGAUGCAGAGGCCUCUCCAUGGCGCUCGCCGACAUUGUCCCUUCCUGAGGUACAGGAAGUGAUGAAUCCAUGGGAGCAGCCUUUCCACCAAGAGCUCUUGUACGAGUACCUGGACGCUCUGGAUAUGUGGGAGGUGUAUGCUCUGUACAUCACCGCAAAGGCGGGCAAUCCUGAAUUUGACCUACGAUCAGCCCUAAAGAAACCGCCAACCCGGAUGCAGGUGAGUUUCACAUUCAUAAUUUAG
Penicillium macrosclerotiorum is the source of this 333-nucleotide messenger RNA. RefSeq lists its product as uncharacterized. The record is from RefSeq and is a predicted model, not a curated record. Lineage: Eukaryota; Fungi; Ascomycota; Eurotiomycetes; Eurotiales; Aspergillaceae. The transcript has a single exon. The coding region runs from base 1 to 333 and encodes 110 amino acids.